CGUACGGAAAGUGCCUGCGCGGACCGGAAGCAGCGUUUACGUGCUCGCAGAGAUUUCAUCAUCCUCUCUCGGUCCAUGCUUCGUAGCGCGACAUCAGCCCUGCUGAGGAGGACCAGCACCGAGAUCCACUCCCUCUCUCCGCUGUCCACGGCCCGGUCGGUUCGGCUCCGCUACCCGCCUCAGAACAACAGCAGGCCGCUCUCAGCGUCGGUGAGGCUGCGGAAGAAGAAGCAGAAGAGCCCGUGGCUGCAGCAGGAAGGACGAACCAUGGACGGGAACAAAAUAGAGGAGAUCCUCGCCCCUCUGAGGCUCGCGGUGAAGGAGCAGGGGGACCUUGUGCGCCAGAUGAAACAGGAUGGAGUCCCUGAUGUGGACGUCACCAAAGCUGUGGCUGAGCUGAAGGCAAGGAAGAGAACUCUGGAGGCCAAGGAACUGUCACUGCAACCUAAAGAUGACAUCGUCGAUCGGACCAAGAUGGAGGAUACCCUCAAGAGGCGUUUCUUUUACGACCAGGCCUUUGCCAUCUAUGGAGGUGUGAGCGGCCUGUACGACUUCGGCCCUGUGGGCUGCGCCCUGAAGAACAACAUCCUGCAGGCCUGGAGGCAGCACUUCAUCCAGGAGGAGCAGAUCCUGGAGAUCGACUGCACCAUGCUGACCCCCGAGCCCGUCCUCAAGACAUCAGGGCAUGUGGACAAAUUUGCUGACUACAUGGUGAAAGAUGUCAAGAAUGGUGAAUGCUUCAGGGCUGACCACCUCCUCAAAGCUCAUCUCCAGAAGCUGAUGUCCGAUAAGAAGUGUGCGGCAGAGAAGAAGGCUGAGAUGGAGGAAGUCAUCACUCAGAUGGACAACUACACCCAGCAGGAGCUGACUGACCUCUUUGUGAAAUACAACGUCAAGUCACCCACCACAGGAAAUGACCUCACACCUCCCAUCUCCUUCAACCUGAUGUUUCAGACGUCCAUUGGACCUGGGGGGAACAUGACAGGCUAUCUGAGGCCUGAAACCGCUCAGGGAAUCUUCCUCAACUUCAAGCGUCUGUUGGAGUUCAACCAGGGAAAACUGCCCUUUGCUGCUGCUCAGAUAGGAAACUCCUUCAGGAACGAAAUCUCUCCUCGCUCUGGACUCAUUCGUGUUAGAGAGUUCACCAUGGCUGAGAUCGAGCACUUUGUGGAUCCAAAUGAGAAGGUCCACCCUAAAUUCCCCAAUGUAGCCGAUCUGGACAUUAUCUUAUACUCCUCCAAGGCCCAGACCAGCGGCCAGUCUGCACAAAUCAUGAGGCUGGGGGACGCUGUGGAGCAGGGAGUGAUCAAUAACUCCGUCCUGGGAUAUUUCAUCGGGAGGAUCUACCUCUACCUUACUAAAGUUGGUAUCGCCAAAGACAAGCUGCGUUUCCGACAGCACAUGGACAACGAGAUGGCUCACUACGCCUGCGACUGCUGGGAUGCUGAAACCAAAACCUCCUAUGGCUGGAUUGAGAUUGUGGGCUGUGCUGACCGGUCUUGCUUCGAUCUGAAAUGCCACGCACGAGCCACAAAGGUGCCUCUGGUCGCUGAAAAGCCUCUAAAAGAACCCAAAGUUGUAAAUGUCGUCCAGUUCGAGCCCAACAAAGGAGCCAUUGGGAAGGCGUAUAAGAAGGACGCUAAGAUAGCAAUGGAGUAUCUGUCUGUGUGUGACGAAUGCUUCAUUACAGAACAGGAGCAGCUGCUCAACGAGACCGGAGAGUUCACCAUCGAGACAGAAGGCAAGACGUUCAAACUCACAAAGGACAUGGUCAGCGUGAAACGGUUCCAGAAGACCCUGCACGUGGAGGAAGUUAUUCCCAACGUAAUCGAGCCCUCCUUUGGCAUCGGUAGGAUCAUGUACACCAUCUUUGAGCACACAUUCCAGGUCAGAGAAGGUGACGAGCAAAGAACGUUCUUCAGCUUUCCCGCGACUGUAGCUCCGUACAAAUGUUCCGUCCUGCCUCUGAGUCAAAACCAGGAAUUCGUGCCCUUCGUGAGGGAAUUAUCCGAGGCGAUGACUAAAAACGGCGUGUCUCACAAAGUGGACGACUCUUCAGGAUCCAUCGGCAGGCGCUACGCCAGGACGGACGAGAUCGGAGUGGCGUUCGGCAUCACCAUCGACUUCGACACAGUGAACAAGACGCCUCACACGGCCACUCUGAGAGACCGCGACUCGAUGAGGCAGAUCAGGGCCGAGGUCAGUGAGUUGCCCGUGCUUGUUCGGGAUUUGUCCAACGGCACAAUGAGCUGGGAGGAAGUGGAGAUGAAGUACCCCAUAUUCGAAGGACAGGAGACCAGCAAGAGGGACACAGUCGAAGAGUAAAGCUCAGUCGUCUGCCAGUCACUCCAUUUAAAAAAAAUAAAAAAUAAUAAUCCACAGACUUGUUGCACAUGCAUCACAGGAAGAAAUAUUGCAACUGUAUUGUGAUAAGCUAUAGUGGUGCGCCUUGUGUUCUACACCACUGCAAUCACUAAAAUGUCAUGUACUCAUCAUAUCUAACAGUUGUGGGAAGCUUGCACAGGACUGUUGUUUCUUUCGAAGAGCAACUUUUCAUCCAUGUUAUGACCAUGUCGCUAUCUUUUCAAAGGGAGAAAAAUGUAAUCAGGUUGUUGUCAGUGGAAGGAGGCUUCCACCAUUCCGGUUUUCAGGCAGAGUGGAUUGAGAUAUUUAACAAUUUCAAUAAAAACAGCCAGCACUUACUGGACACGGGCA
Messenger RNA from Larimichthys crocea (large yellow croaker), 2715 nucleotides. RefSeq names its product glycine--tRNA ligase. The record is from RefSeq and is a predicted model, not a curated record. Gene Ontology annotation, biological process: mitochondrial glycyl-tRNA aminoacylation. Lineage: Eukaryota; Metazoa; Chordata; Actinopteri; Sciaenidae. Gene Ontology annotation, molecular function: glycine-tRNA ligase activity; ATP binding. The transcript has 17 exons. Bases 76 to 2325 code for a protein of 749 amino acids. Gene Ontology annotation, cellular component: cytoplasm; mitochondrion.